Messenger RNA from Rubroshorea leprosula, 1153 nucleotides. The record is from the annotation of a GenBank genome assembly. Lineage: Eukaryota; Viridiplantae; Streptophyta; Magnoliopsida; Malvales; Dipterocarpaceae.
CAGUGGAUUUAUGGAUGAGGAAAGAACACACUUCACGUCACAGCAAUACAAAUUUUCUUACUUUGAGAUAUCAGUACUCAAAGUAUGAAGCAUGAGGCAAAUUGCAUCAGAAUGCAGGAGAAUGGGCAUUUGAAAGAGAGAGAACGAAAUACAAGAAGUCAAAAUAGAGUUUUUGAUUACCAGUUUCAAAGAAAUCUAGCCAAUGAACAACAAUCAGGGCCUUCCGUAUCAUGUAUAGAUGUCAACAAACCAUCUAUGGAAAACGAGUCCAAUGUUUGCAGUAGGACAGUAAGCAUCGCUACCAUCGGAAAGGAAGGCAAAGAAAAGGUGGUAAAGGUAAACCUGUCUGAGAGAGAGCCUGAAAAGCAAGGGGCCCAACUAUCAGACAGCCCUGACUACAACAUUGACAAUGCAUCCAGUGAAAACACUGAAACUACCCAUGUAGUAAAUCACAAAGAAGAUGAAGAAAGAAUUCAGAAAGAAGUUCUACAACAACAUAUAACUAAUCCUGACCAGCAACCCAUUGUUCAUGAUUGUGAUGGGGAGGUGACCUCUGAUACUGAAAGUGAUGAGUUUAUUAGUUCGACUUCUAUUUCAUGUAGAGAUGUUAACACACCAUGUCUGGAAGAUGAGACAAAUGUUCACAGUAGAACAUUAUGCAUCCCAACUUUGGGAAAGGAAAGCAAAGAAGUGGUGGUAAAGGAGAGCCUAUGUGAGAGAGAGCUGGCCCAGCCUUUUUCAGAUGGCCCUGAUUACAACAGUGACAACCCCUCUAGUCAAAACACUGAAACCGCCCAUUUAAAUCAGAUGCAAGCUAAAGCAGGAAUUCCGGACAUUCCGCAAGAAGUUUUACAACAACAUGGAACUAAUCUUGACCAACAACCCAUUGUUCUUAAUUUUGAUGGAGAGGAUACUUCUGAUACUGAAAAUGAUGCGGUUAUUAAAUUGAACUAUUCCAUAAGAUUUAGAAGGCAGCAAAGGAAGUGUUCCACAGUUGAGGAGAAAGAAGGUUCCAUGGACGAUUGAGGAAGAACAGAUGCUUAGGGUAUUUUCUUUGUUGCAAUUUUAUUGUGCUUUUUUUCCUUUUUUGCAGAAGAUUGGUUUCAGAGUGUUUUCUCUUUUCUUUGUGUCUUGAGUAACAAAUGAAAAUUUG